Suillus plorans is the source of this 537-nucleotide messenger RNA. RefSeq lists its product as uncharacterized. The annotation marks the transcript as partial. The transcript has 2 exons. Lineage: Eukaryota; Fungi; Basidiomycota; Agaricomycetes; Boletales; Suillaceae. The record is from RefSeq and is a predicted model, not a curated record.
GCAAAUACCAGGGCUCAGAAUGCCUUGGAACGUGUCUUUGGACGACAAGCUGCAUGCACUGCAAGGUACGAUGCUGCAUGGGGGGCAUUAAAUAUCCUGGCGCAACAACUUGGAAAGGUGGGGUGGCAGAGAGGACUUCGGUCGCUGCACCCUGAUGAUAUACGACCACUGAUUGAUCUGGAUAUCAUGCCCGGGCAAGGGAGAAGGAAGCUGACGUGGAUUUGGACCAUGAGUGGCGUGGAUAGUAGCGGAGAUGGGACAGAUGAAGAUGGUGAGUUCCAAUGCGUGAGGGUGGAAUGGUGCAAGGCACGAGCUUGCGCGAUGCGAUGGGCCGAGGAGGUCGAGCUCCUCCAUGAGGAAAUGCGAUGCGUGCUCAAAUUUUUUGAGUGGCAGGCCAACUGGUGGGUUGAGCAGGGAGAUCGGCGUACUGAGGUGGAUGUAGAGUGUGUUGAGGGCAUCCGAGCUUAUGCUACCAAGCAGGCGAGCAUUCGCCGUGCAUUUAUUGAUCAUUUCCAGACCUUAUGGUCUCCCUUUUUA